Messenger RNA from Homalodisca vitripennis (glassy-winged sharpshooter), 541 nucleotides. RefSeq names its product putative nuclease HARBI1. The transcript has a single exon. The coding region runs from base 56 to 541 and encodes 161 amino acids. The record is from RefSeq and is a predicted model, not a curated record. Lineage: Eukaryota; Metazoa; Arthropoda; Insecta; Hemiptera; Cicadellidae.
CAAGUGAGUCUCCUCAGUAGCAGACUCGCCACCCCUGAGUGCACACGCUUCAGUUAUGGCUGAAUGUAUGCCAGUUAGAGCUCGAAAAAUUUACAAAGUCAGAAGAGAAUCGCGUGAGGACGACUAUCGUUCGCUUUACAGAUUUAGUAGGGAGAGUGUUUUGUGGUUAACCGAUCAUUUUUUGGGAGAAGAUGAAGAACGUCGCGGUGGAGCCUUAACAAACGUUAACCGAAUGAAAGUGUUUCUACGGUAUUUGGGUGACCCAGGCUUUCAAUUUGGAGUAGGAGAGGACAUCGGAGUCCACAGAUCAACUGUAUCCAAGACAAUUUCUUCAGUUAGGACUGCAGUUCUAAACAAGGCUGAUGUAUGGAUUAAGUUUCCGACAACCGAAGAAGAAAUGGAAGUGGAGAAAGCCAAGUGGCAAACAAACUACAGUUUCCCGAAUUCAAUAGGUGCAAUUGAUUGCACUCAAAUCCCCAUUGUAAAGCCGUUUUUACACGGGGAUGAGUAUAUCAACAGAAAAACGAUUUGCAAGUGUUAA